Molecule: messenger RNA, 320 nt
Organism: Notothenia coriiceps (black rockcod)
Lineage: Eukaryota; Metazoa; Chordata; Actinopteri; Perciformes; Nototheniidae
Product: neurofascin-like
Exons: 2
Cellular component (GO): neuron projection
Source: RefSeq, a predicted model, not a curated record
UUUCUCAUGGCGAAGGAACGGGAAGUUCUUCAACAUUGGGAAAGAUCCCAGGGUGACGAUGCGGAAACGCUCGGGGACGCUGGAGAUCGGUUUCCGUAGCGGCGGGCGACCGGAGGACUAUGAGGGGGAGUACCAGUGUUUCUCCAGCAACGACCUGGGAGUGGCUCUGUCCAACAAGAUCCUGCUGCGCGUCUCCAAGGCUCCUCUGUGGCCUAAAGAGGUGCUGGAGCCCGUGGUGGUGACUGAAGGCACCCCGCUGGUUCUACCCUGCAACCCCCCACCAGGCCUGCCUCCUCCGUUCACCUUCUGGAUGAACAGCG